Molecule: messenger RNA, 1017 nt
Organism: Rodentolepis nana
Lineage: Eukaryota; Metazoa; Platyhelminthes; Cestoda; Cyclophyllidea; Hymenolepididae
Source: the annotation of a GenBank genome assembly
AUGAACAAGCCUAAGGUCGGUAUCAAUGGCUUUGGACGAAUUGGUCGUUUAGUUCUAAGAUCUGCCAUUUGUAAAGGAACUGUCGAUAUCUGUGCUAUCAAUGAUCCUUUUAUCGAUCUUGAUUACAUGAUCUAUAUGUUCAAAUAUGAUUCAACUCACGGACCUUUUAUCGGUGAAGUAACGCAAAAGGAUGGAAAGUUGGUUAUAAAUGGUCAUUCUAUCUCUGUCUAUAAGGAAAUGGAUGCAGAAGCCAUCCCUUGGGAUCAAGAUGGUGUUUACUAUGUUGUUGACUCGACUGGUGUUAAUACUGAAGUUGCCAAGGCUUGUGCACAUUUGAAAAAUAAUCGGGCUAAGAAGGUUAUUAUUUCUGCUCCUUCCAAAGAUGCACCGACCUUUGUAGUUGGUGUAAAUCUUGAUAGAUAUGAUCCUUGUAUGGACAUUGUUUCGAAUGCUUCCUGCACCACAAAUUGUCUUGCACCACUGGCAAAAGUUAUUCAUGAAAAUUUUGGAAUUGUUGAAGGACUUAUGACAACCGUGCAUUCCUACACUGCUACCCAAAAACUUGUAGAUGGACCGAAUCCCAAAGGAUGGAGAGAUGGUCGAGCUGGUGCUACGAAUAUCAUCCCAGCAGCAACCGGCGCUGCCAAAGCUGUAACUAAAGUCAUUCCUGAUCUUCAAGGCAAGCUGACAGGCAUGGCGUUCCGAGUUCCUACAGCUGAUGUAUCCGUAGUUGAUCUUACCUGCAAAUUGGCCAAGCCAGCCACUUAUGAUCAGAUCAAGGAAGCUAUCAAGAAAGCUUCUGUUAGCCCUGCUCUGAAAGGGAUUUUAGCCUACACUGAUGACGAAAUCGUCAGUUCUGACCUGCGUACAAGCACAGCUUCGUCAGUUUUUGACGCAAAGGCUGGAAUAGCACUGAAUGACACAUUUGUCAAACUCAUUUCUUGGUACGACAACGAAUAUGGCUACAGUUGUCGGGUCGUUGAUCUCAUAGUUUAUAUGUACUCGAAGGACAACUAA